CAGCAGCAGCAGCAGGAGGAGUGAAGAUGGAUGGAGACUCCGCCCCCCUCACAGAUGGCCCCGCCUAUGAAACGCAGAAGAUGGAAGAAAAAGCCGCUGUGAAGGCAACUUCUGAAGAAUCAAUGAAGGCCUCCAGGACAGCAGGAGGCGCCAGAGCAGCCAAGAUGAUCUCAGCCAAGAGCACAGAGUCCGUGGACGGCGUCAGCAGUCCAGGAAGUCGUUCUCCCGCCAGCCGAUCGUCCACGCCUAACAGAGAGGUGAAGAAGGUGGCGGUGGUCCGAACCCCCCCCAGGUCUCCUGGCUGUGCUCGUGGACGGACGCCCCCCCUCCCCUCUCAUCCAAUGCCCGACCUCAGCAAUGUGAAGUCAAAGGUUGGGUCCACGGAGAACCUGAAACACUCACCUGGAGGGGGGAAGGUUCAGAUCAUCAACAAGAAGCUGGAUCUCAGUAAUGUGACGUCAAAGUGCGGCUCCAAAGACAACAUCCACCACAAACCAGGUGGAGGGAAGGUGGAGAUCAAGUCAGAGAAGGUGGAGUUUAAGACCGUUCAGUCCAAAGUCGGCUCUCUGGAGAACGUCACUCAUGUGCCAGGAGGAGGGAAGAAGAAGAUCGAGACUCAGAAGCUGAGCUUCAGAGAGAGCGCCAAAGCUCGAACCGACCACGGUGCUGAAAUCAUCAUCCAGGCUGACUCCUCCCCUUGUGAUCUUAGCAACACUUCCUCCCAUGGAAGUCUUAAUGCAACUGAAGCUCCACCCCUCGACACCCUGGCCGAUGAGGUGUCCGCCUCUCUCGCCAAACAAGGCCUGUGAUUGGACAAACCCUGUGCCUACAGACCCUGCCCCCCUGCUGUCACCAAGGAAACGGCCUAAUGGAAGAAAAAAAAAAAUCAUCAUACAUGUUACACAAAGCUACCGAGGAUUGGAGAGAUUUUAUGAAUCAGAAAUCACCCAGAGUUCACCCAGGUGUGCAGAGUCACAUGAUCAGCCUCACCUAUAUUUGUUAUUUCCACUGCGAAUCAACUUUAAGCUGAGCAGUGACAAAUGAAUGAAUAAAUAUGACUUUCAGCAGAUAAAUGUUUAACCUUAAGAGUUCCUGUGGUAAGCUGAUCAGCUCAGCGUUUAAAAACCUGAUCAAAGACCCAACGGCGUUAAAUGCGAUUAAACACACACACACACACACACUCCACAAACCUGUGAUGCGUAAAUGCCCACAGCGCCCCCCCCAUACCCGGAGCCCGCUCUUUAAUCUGACCUUUGAAGAAAAUUUGAGCUCGUUUUGAAUUUGGCGGCAGACGCACGGCCGUGAACGUGUCCCAGUUAGUCCGCCGCACGAUAUCCUCGUGUCUGUGUUGUUCCCACAUCAUCAUAAUAAAUGUUGUUCCAGGUUCAACAUUGCAAGUGACCAAUCACAUUGUUGUGACGUCAUACUUUUGCGACUUCGGAAAAAAACACCUUAAAAAUAUAAUCUACUUGUGAGAAACGCCUCUGUCCGACAAUACAGCAAUUUGAAUUCUUUGCAUUUCAGGAUACUGUUUUUAAUAAACUGUAAGCAUUAUAAUUUCAUAAAUUAAUAAAUCGCUUGGCUUGCAAAAGUAUGACGUCACAACAAUGUGAUUGGUCACUUGCAAUGUUGAACCUGGAACAACAUUUAUUAUGAUGAUGUGGGAACAACACCGACACGAGGAUAUCAGAUCAUCCUUAGUCCGCCUGCGCUGUGCAGAAGUAGAUGAAAAAGCAUCUGAAGCAUGAACUCGCCAUUAUUUUAACAUCUGUCUUGAGCACUUCCUGGAGGAAACAGGAAGUGUGAGAACGGUGGGAAAAAGCGAAACAUUAAGUCAUGUGACUCUGGAAACAGGAAGAGUGUUAUUAGCGUUGUUCAUAAAAUGUGUCCAAUCAUCGAGCCUCUAUCUCUCUGAUGUCAUCUUUCUACCAAUCAUAUCUCUUCUGUGUUUUUGCUGACGUGCUGUACCAACCCCUCACCACCACCAUCAUUAAAAAAAAUACCCAGAAUGCCGUUUGAUACCAGGUGCCAAAACAUUUGUGUCUCUCUGCCUGUUGGCUGUUCAAGUGCUUUGUACCAAUAAAGUUUCUCUUGAAUCUGA
Messenger RNA from Haplochromis burtoni (Burton's mouthbrooder), 2101 nucleotides. It is a transcript of the gene maptb, whose product is annotated as microtubule-associated protein tau b. Gene Ontology annotation, cellular component: neuron projection. Lineage: Eukaryota; Metazoa; Chordata; Actinopteri; Cichliformes; Cichlidae. The record is from RefSeq and is a predicted model, not a curated record. Gene Ontology annotation, molecular function: microtubule binding. Gene Ontology annotation, biological process: neuron projection development; microtubule cytoskeleton organization.